Molecule: messenger RNA, 4312 nt
Organism: Scophthalmus maximus (turbot)
Lineage: Eukaryota; Metazoa; Chordata; Actinopteri; Pleuronectiformes; Scophthalmidae
Product: oxysterol-binding protein 1
Exons: 17
Coding region: 401-2725 (774 amino acids)
Cellular component (GO): membrane; intracellular membrane-bounded organelle; cytosol
Molecular function (GO): sterol binding
Source: RefSeq, a predicted model, not a curated record
GCUUAGCUGUCUGUUUCUACACGGGACCAAAUAGUGUUACACCGGGUGUAACCGACAAGCUAAUGUUAGGCUAGUUAGAUGUAGCUGGCUAGCUUUAGGUUCUUGUCGGCGUGCGCAGAUGUAGAGUGAACAACGGACACACGGUUGCCGAGGGAUACAAAUGAAAGUCGUCGGUGCCGCUUUAUGUUCGCGUUGCACUACUGCAGUGGCCGACGUCUCACAUUUAGUCGCUUUUCAUCACUGGCGUCUUGCUCAGUUAGCUAGCUAGCCUCCUCAGCUAGGCACAGUAGCGUAUGGGUGUCAAAGUUAGCCGUGACUUCACUGGGUGUCUGGUUGCCUGAUCUCACAUUUCGGACACGUCAAGGUUCCUCAAAUCUGCAUUUUGAUUGUGGGGGCUGUGAUGUCGGAGCCUAAGACCCCCACUCCAACCCCAGCUGGUGACACAUACAAAGGAUGGGUGUUCAAGUGGACAAAUUACAUCAAGGGUUAUCAGCGGAGGUGGUUUGUCCUGAGCAACGGGCUGCUGUCAUACUACAGGACCCAGGCAGAGAUGGGCCACACAUGUCGGGGCACAAUUAACUUGGCCACAGCAACGAUCACUGUGGACGACGCCUGCAACUUUGUCAUCUCCAACGGCGGGGCACAGACGUAUCACCUGAAGGCCAGCUGUGAGGUGGAACGGCAACGCUGGAUCACUGCCCUCGAGCUGGCCAAAGCCAAGGCGGCACGCAUGCAGGCCGAGUCAGAUGACUCUGGGGAUGACUUCCCACCCUCAUCUGCACCGGCGGCACCUGGACAAGGUGGCACCGUGCAAAAUUCGGAGGUCCAGUCUGCUCUCAGAACACUAGGCAGCAAGGUGGAGGAUCUCAGCACAUGCAACGACCUGAUCUCAAAGCAUGGCUCUGCCCUCCAGAGGUCUUUAUCAGAACUGGACAGUUUGCGUCUGACUGGAGAGGCUGGAGAUAAGAUUCGCCAGGUCACAGAAAGGGCCACGCUUUUCCGCAUCACCUCUAAUGCCAUGAUUAAUGCAUGCCGGGAUUUCCUCUCUCUGGCUCAGGCUAACAGUAAGCGAUGGCAGAAGGCCCUGCAGGCAGAACGGGAGCAGAGAGUGAGACUGGAGGAGACAUUAGAGCAACUGGCCAAGCAGCACAAUCACCUGGAAAGAGCGUUUAGGGGCGCCUCACAGGCCAAUGCUACAGCAGACAAUAAAAAUGCCGCCGGGCCGGGAAAAGGCGAGGCCAGCGACGAGGACGAUGAAAACGAGUUCUUUGAUGCCAUGGAGGAAGCUCCUGAGUUCAUCACUGUACCCGCAGAUCCACAGUUCCACAAAAGGUCAAGCAGUAAUAUCAGCGGUUUCAACAGUGAAAUGUGUCCUGAUGAUCAGUCGCUCAACGAGGAGCCUCUUGCCAUGAACCAGGAAUCCCCCUCUCAGGAGCUGGUGCCCCUGAAGAAGAGGCGAACGCGCAUCCCUGACAAACCCAACUAUUCCCUCAACCUGUGGAGUAUCAUGAAGAACUGCAUCGGCAAAGAGCUGUCCAAGAUCCCGAUGCCUGUUAACUUCAACGAGCCCAUUUCGAUGCUGCAGCGGUUGACGGAGGACCUGGAGUACCACGAGCUGCUGGACAAGGCGGCCAAGUGCCAGAGCUCCCUGGAGCAGAUGUGCUACGUGGCCGCCUUCUCCGUGUCCUCCUAUUCGACCACCGUCUACCGCACGGGCAAGCCCUUCAACCCCCUGCUGGGAGAGACGUACGAGCUGGACCGCCGGCGGGAGAGCGGCUACCGCUCCCUCUGCGAGCAGGUGAGUCACCACCCCCCCGCAGCAGCGCACCAUGUGAUUUCUGAUCGUGGCUGGACGCUGAGGCAAGAAAUCACCGUUGCCAGCAAGUUCAGGGGCAAAUAUCUGUCCAUUAUGCCUUUAGGCACUAUUCAUGCAAUCUUCGAGAAAGGCGACCAUCACUACACAUGGAAGAAAGUUACCACCACAGUGCACAACAUCAUUGUUGGAAAGCUGUGGAUAGAUCAGUCUGGAGAGAUCGACGUGGUGAACCACACCACCGGAGACCGCUGCCACCUGAAGUUUGCUCCUUACAGCUACUUCUCCAGAGAUGUGGCCAGGAAGGUGACGGGUGUAGUGAUGGACAAAGACGGCAAGGCUCACUACGUGCUGUCGGGGACGUGGGAUGAGAAGAUGGAGUUCUCCAGAGUGAUGCAGAGCAGCCGAGGUGGAGAGAACGGCGCCGAGGGCAAACAGAAGACGGUCUACCAAACACUCAAAGCCAGAGAGGUCUGGAGGAGGAAUCCUCUACCGGAGGGAGCAGAGACCAUGUACUACUUCACCAACCUGGCCCUGACCCUAAAUGAGCCCGAGGAGGGCGUGGGGCCCACCGACAGCAGGCGCCGGCCUGACCAGCGUCUCAUGGAGGACGGUCGCUGGGAGGAGGCCAACGCCGAGAAGCAGCGGCUGGAGGAGAAGCAGCGCAGUGCCCGGCGGGAAAGAGAGAGGGAGGCCGCCAGCCAACGCACCUCCAGCCAAUCAGAAGAAGCUGUCGAUGAGGAUUCUCUUACUGAUGCCUCCUUAAAAAGUGCACCUCAUGACAACUACCAAGCACAAUGGUUUGACCGCUGCGAGGACCGGAUCACAGGUGAGCAAAUCCAUCUCUAUAAGGGAGGCUACUGGGAAACCAAGGACCGUGGCACCUGGGAGGAAUCCCCGAAAAUAUUUUGACCGUGGUGUUGACUGCAAAGUGCCCCUAAAUAGACUGAUCCAUCAAAGCUGCCUGGUGGACAGCUACCACAAAGGCCCUGCUUCCCUCCAGUGGCUCUCUGUUCUAAGAGAUCUCCAGGACGGUCACUGCAGUCUGAUCCAGAGGGAGCAGGGUUUCCCCCUCUGGCCUCUGCCUCAGUCUGAGCAUCCACCCCUUUGUUGCUGCCACACAUCUGAGAAUGCUGGAAUUAAAAUGUCUUUGUCUUUGCUGCUUUGACUCUGGUCAGGCCGAGUAUGAAGGGGAGGAAAAUGAAAUGGGCAGUGCUUCCAAAUUUAUAGUAGCUGGUCCUUUUUAGUCUCUCUGCUCAAGUCUGUUCAGUUUCUCUCAGGAGCACAAGAGGUUAUGUGCUCAAAACGUCCGCUGGGAGAUAAUGUAGUGUACCUAUCGUCAUCCACAGCAUUGUGUGCUUUGGUAAUAACUCUAAAAGAGGGGGGGACCUGGUUAAUAUAUAGAUUUAUAUAUAAAUAUGAUUAAAAAUAAUUUCAGUAAAAUGUCAUCUGGUGGCCUUCAAGAUGUAAGAGGAUUUCUUGUUUAUCUCUGAUUUAGUGUCUUAAUGUAAUGAAAUGAAGGUUCUAGUGUACUUGUGUGUAUGACUGCAUAUCUGUUCUUCCAUUACUUUAUGCCACUGUGCAGAAAAAAAAAGAUUGGCCAGAAUACUGGUUGACCCUCUACACUGUCAUGUUUUAUAGUUUUUUGUUUUGUUUUUUACCAAGGCCUGAAGGAAAUUAUGAUGGUGAAAAUUGUGAUGUGGGUACAAGGCUUAAACACUUAAUCUCUUCGCCUUAGAAACAAGCAGCCUGCUCUCACUUGCAUUUGACAUUACACCUGGAUGGAUAAUAUUCUCAGUCAUUACUGGUGUCUUGUACAACCAUUAAAACUCUGAAGAAAAACUUGUGAAACGAAAGGACAAAGCUGCCAAAAGUGUUUUUUCAGGUGCUGAGUAAAUCUCCUAUUAGUGCAAUUUUAACCAUUAAGGAAAAUGGUCCUUUCUCACAGCAUCUGAAUAAUAUUUGGCCCUUGUGCAAAUUAAGUGAGAGGUUACUAAGUUAAAUGGCAGUAAAAAACAGUUUUAAUAAAAUGUUAAAUACUUGCUGUGACUUUUUUUGUGUGACAGUAUUGGAUGAAUGAAUACAGAAAUCAUAAAAAGUACAUUCAGUGGUGAAAAAAAACACAUGUAUCUGCUGAAGAAUUCAUACAUAUGCAAGUACAUUUUAACACCAAAAACACGGGAUAUAAUGAGUGUGGAUUUCAUAAUUUUGUUUGUAAGUGUACUUAAAUAUGAAGAAUAAAGAAACAAAGAAUUUAAAAGAAUCGCAUAUAACUAUGAUUUUAUAAAUGUAUAGAAUUUCAUAUUAUAGUAUGGAUAACUGUAAAGUAGUUUUUUUUUGUAUUUUUGUUUCCUCAUAUUAUUGGAAGUGGGCUGUCUUCACUUUUAGAAAAAAAGGGAGUUUCCAUUCGUGACUGAUUGGAGAGACAUGACAUUGUUCAGUAUUUUGUAUUAACAGGAAAAGGAUCUGUAAUAAACAAAUGAUGUGAUGUCAAACAUA